Molecule: messenger RNA, 1803 nt
Organism: Durio zibethinus
Lineage: Eukaryota; Viridiplantae; Streptophyta; Magnoliopsida; Malvales; Malvaceae
Source: RefSeq, a predicted model, not a curated record
AUGAAGAAACUACGAGUCCUAGAUCUGGGUUAUAGUGGCAUCAAAAGGCUGCAAAGCUCGGUUUCUUGCUUGAAGUAUUUGAGGUACCUCGACCGAUCAAACACCUUUAUCACAACUUUACCAGAAACUAUAUGUAGCCUCUGCAACUUGCAGGUUUUAAACCUUUCAGGUUGCUCUGAUUUAACCAGCCUGCCAAGGAGCUUAGCUAGACUGUGCAUGCUAAGACAUCUGAUUAUAAAUGAUUGUGAAAGGUUAACUUGCUUGCCAGAUUACAUUGGUGCACUAUUUCAACUUCGGACAUUGCCAAUCUUUUUUGUAUCAAAGGAGAGUGAUAACUUUAAGCAGUUGAAGAGACUGCGGCUUAGAGGAGAGCUGACAAUCAGGAACUUAGAGAAUGUUAAACAAGAACUAAAAGGCAUAAUCUUGGAAAUGAAAAACCUUCAUUCGCUGGAGUUGUCAUGGGGAGAUGAUCAUGAUGGGCAGAACUCGAGUGUUAGAAAUGAUUCUAAUUGCAGACUGGGUGAGAAAGUGCUUAACUGCCUGCAACCACCCCAAAAUAUAAAAAAUUUGUCUAUAAAAGGUUACCCAGGAAUCCAUCUUCCAAGAUGGAUGAAUACUCUUGCACUUCCUUUUUUAACUAAAGUACUGUUGAUCAACUCCAAAAGAUGUGAACAUGUCCCUGCUUUAGGUAACUUUCCAGUCCUAGAGACUAUCCACAUGCAUGGAAUGGAUGCUGUGAAGAAUAUUGGCAGUGAGCUCUAUGGUGAAGACAGAAAGAAAUCGUUUGCAUCGUUAAAGGAGCUAUCCCUCAUUGACUUCCCUAAUUUGGAAUUCUGGUGGAGUAUAAGUGGAGGCGAAGAAUUUCCCUCGCUUGUCAAAUUAACCAUCAAUAAAUGUCCUAAGUUGAUGAAUAUGCCAAUGUUUUCAUCUCUUAGGCAUUUGGAGUUCCAUAACUGCCAUGAAACGAUACUAGGGUCAGCAGUAAAUAUAACCUCACUUUCUGUCCUCAUUAUCAAUGUUUUCACUGGACAGUUGAUUCUAUUAGAUAACUUGCUUCAGAACAAUGUUCAUCUCAUGUCUCUAGCUAUCAGCUCUUGUCCCAAUCUUUGCUGCAUCCCUCCUAGUUUGGGGAACCUUGUCUCUCUAAAAUCAUUGACAAUUCGUUGGUGUGAGGAGCUCUUAUCUUUGCCACUGCAAUUGCAAAACCUCACCUGCCUGCAGUCUCUGGAGAUCAGUGAAUGUCAUAGCCUUUCAGCUUUACCCCAGAGCAUAGAUGGGCUAAUCUCCCUUAAAUAUUUGUCCAUUGAGAACUGCAGUAACAUAAGAUUGUUACCCAUAGGACUGCAACAUCUUAGUUCUCUUGAACACUUAACGAUUAUGUACUGUCCAAGUUUGGUGUCUUUGCCAACUGACUGGCAUGACCUUUCCAUGCUGAGGAGUUUGUGCAUUUUAUGCUGUCCAGAGCUGUCAUCUCUGCCUGAAAGUAUUAAACAUGUCACGACUCUGCAAAAUCUAGAAAUCCACGGUUGUCCUGGUUUAAAUGUGUUGCCAGAGUGGCUUGCAAAUCUUUCACUUCUUAGAUCUUUGGCGAUAUCAGAUUGUCCCAACAUGACAUCACUUCCAGAUGGUCUUCAGUGCCUGAGCAACCUCCAACGUCUUUCCAUUCAAGAAUGUCCAAGGCUUGAAGAGCAUUGCCAGAAAAAUAUAGGUAAGGACUGGCCAAAAAUAGCUCACAUUGCCCAUAUUUACAUCGGAUCACCGGAGGUCAGGAAAGAGAAUGUUGCUAGCAGCUCAUUGCGCUGA